GGCGGGGGAGGGGCCGCAGCGCUUUUCUCCGGAGGUCGCGCGCCCGAGAGCCCGCGCUGUCCACCGCCGCUGCCUGAGUCGACUCUGCGCCGCCCGCCGCGAUGGAGGCCGCCGCCCAGUUCUUCGUCGAGAGCCCGGACGUGGUCUAUGGCCCCGAGGCCAUCGAGGCGCAAUACGAGUACCGGACGACGCGCGUCAGCCGCGAGGGUGGCGUUCUCAAGGUGCACCCCACGUCCACGCGCUUCACCUUCCGGACCGCCCGGCAGGUGCCCCGGCUCGGGGUCAUGCUUGUCGGCUGGGGCGGGAACAACGGCUCCACACUCACCGCCGCGGUGCUGGCCAACCGACUGCGUCUGUCCUGGCCCACGCGCAGCGGCCGCAAGGAGGCCAACUACUACGGCUCGCUGACUCAGGCGGGCACCGUGAGCCUGGGCCUGGACGCCGAGGGCCAGGAGGUGUUCGUCCCCUUCAGCGCGCUGCUGCCCAUGGUGGCGCCCAACGACCUCGUGUUCGAUGGCUGGGACAUCUCGUCGCUGAACCUGGCCGAGGCGAUGCGGCGCGCGAAGGUGCUGGAUUGGGGGCUGCAGGAGCAACUGUGGCCGCACAUGGAGGCCCUGCGGCCCCGGCCUUCUGUUUACAUCCCCGAAUUCAUCGCGGCCAACCAGAGCGCGCGCGCGGACAACCUCAUCCCAGGCUCGCGUGCGCAGCAGCUGGAGCAGAUCCGCAGGGACAUCCGAGACUUCCGGUCUAGCGCGGGGCUGGACAAAGUCAUCGUGCUGUGGACGGCGAACACGGAGCGCUUCUGUGAGGUGAUUCCAGGCCUCAACGACACAGCCGAGAACCUGCUGCGUACCAUUGAGCUUGGUCUGGAGGUGUCGCCCUCCACGCUCUUCGCUGUGGCCAGCAUCCUGGAGGGCUGUGCCUUCCUCAAUGGGUCCCCGCAGAACACCCUGGUGCCUGGAGCCCUUGAGCUCGCGUGGCAGCGCCGGGUUUUUGUGGGCGGAGAUGACUUCAAGUCAGGCCAGACCAAAGUCAAGUCCGUGCUCGUGGACUUCCUCAUUGGCUCCGGCCUCAAGACCAUGUCCAUCGUGAGUUACAACCACCUGGGCAACAACGAUGGGGAGAACCUGUCGGCGCCAUUGCAGUUCCGCUCUAAGGAGGUGUCCAAGAGCAACGUGGUGGAUGACAUGGUGCAGAGCAACCCAGUGCUCUAUACACCCGGCGAGGAGCCUGACCACUGCGUGGUCAUCAAGUAUGUGCCGUACGUGGGAGACAGCAAGCGCGCGCUGGAUGAGUAUACCUCGGAGCUGAUGCUGGGCGGAACCAACACACUGGUGCUGCAUAACACGUGCGAGGACUCGCUGCUGGCCGCACCCAUCAUGCUGGACCUGGCGCUGCUGACUGAGCUGUGCCAGCGCGUGAGCUUCUGCACUGACAUGGACCCCGAGCCGCAGACCUUUCACCCCGUGCUGUCUCUGCUCAGCUUCCUCUUCAAGGCGCCACUGGUGCCGCCGGGCAGCCCGGUGGUCAAUGCGCUUUUCCGUCAGCGCAGCUGCAUCGAGAACAUCCUCAGGGCCUGCGUGGGGCUCCCGCCACAGAACCACAUGCUCCUGGAGCACAAGAUGGAGCGCCCAGGGCCCGGCCUCAAGCGAGUCGGACCCGUGGCUGCCACCUACCCUGUGUUGAACAAGAAAGGGCCGGUACCCACUACCACCAAUGGCUGCACCGGUGAUGCCAAUGGGCAUCAUCUGCAAGUGGAGGAGCCCCCGAUGCCCACCACCUGAGGCCCUGGUCACACAGUUUCCCGGUUCUUCCUCCCCGCUGCCCCCCAGGACCCUACCUUGAAGGCCCUCACAAAGACAAUAAAGGCGCUGCCACUUUUAGCCCUC
Messenger RNA from Symphalangus syndactylus (siamang), 1889 nucleotides. RefSeq names its product inositol-3-phosphate synthase 1 (gene ISYNA1). The record is from RefSeq and is a predicted model, not a curated record. Gene Ontology annotation, biological process: phospholipid biosynthetic process; inositol biosynthetic process. Gene Ontology annotation, molecular function: inositol-3-phosphate synthase activity. NCBI's taxonomy places the organism in Eukaryota, Metazoa, Chordata, Mammalia, Primates, Hylobatidae.